GAUGAGUUUUUGUUUUUUUUUUGUUUGUUUUUUUUUUGAGGGCAGAGAGUAUUAAUGAUCAGGUAAAUUUGAGUGACUAUAUGGUCACUCAAAACAUGGGUUUUAUCUUUGAAUAUUUAAUUAUGUUCUUCUGUGCUGGUUUUGCCUACUUUAAAAAUAAUAAAUAAGGUCUUGGAGGCAUACUUCUGUUCUCCUAGGUGGUAGUCUGAAUUUGCUUCUCUAGGUCUGGAGGCUCUUAGAGUGUCACGUCGUCUUCAGCAGGAUUUUUUCCCUUGGAUUGCUUAUCUAAUGGAGAUGAAGUCAAGGUUGCAGGUUAUUUUCUUAAUCCAUUUGAGACAAUAACAACAAAAACCUUCUCUCUUCAGUAUUGAAUAACAUUUGACUAAACUGUUCCUUAGUGUCCUUAUUCUGUCCUUUCUAAGUUCCUGAUGGUACCCGGAGGAGAUUGGGGAUAGGUUCCUUAGGAGCUUUCUUGUCCGUGUUGCCUUUGUUUAUGUGGAAGGUGCAACAGCUGCUGUGGCUUGUGCAUUUGUCUUAGUGGCUGCUUUACGUAGUCUAUAUUGUGAUAGUUGAUUUUAUCUUUCUGAAUGAUAACUGAUCAAGUCAUCUGUCACUUACUUAUACGUUUUACAGUUAAUUUUUUCCCCUUUGGAUGUGUAUUAAAUUUAGACAUUUAGUUUAGUUUUGUUUCUGUUAAUCUUCACACCAGGUCUUUUCUGUGCUUUAGGUUGACUCUUCACACUGAAACCAUUAGGAAAAAUCCUUGUGGUUAACAGCAGAGGCUUCAGAGUGUAACCUGUACUCGGGCCUAGAAAUUAUUUUAAAUGGCGACUGAUACGUCUCAAGGUGAACUCGUCCAUCCUAAGGCACUCCCACUUAUAGUAGGAGCUCAGCUGAUCCACGCGGACAAGUUAGGUGAGAAGGUAGAAGAUAGCACCAUGCCAAUUCGUCGAACUGUGAAUUCUACGCGGGAAACUCCUCCCAAAAGCAAGCUUGCUGAAGGGGAGGAAGAAAAGCCAGACCAAAGUGAGCAAAAACCAGACAUAAGUUCAGAGGAAUCUGUCUCUACUGUAGAAGAACAAGAGAAUGAAACUCCACCUGCUACAUCUAGUGAGACGGAGCAGCCAAAGGGAGAACCUGAGAAUGAAGAGAAGGAAGAGAACAAGUCUUCAGAGGAAACCAAAAAGGAUGAAAAAGAUCAGUCUAAAGAAAAGGAGAAGAAAGUGAAAAAAACAAUACCUUCCUGGGCUACCCUUUCUGCCAGCCAGCUAGCCAGGGCCCAGAAACAAACACCGAUGGCUUCCUCCCCACGUCCCAAGAUGGAUGCAAUCCUAACUGAGGCCAUUAAGGCAUGCUUCCAGAAGAGUGGUGCAUCAGUGGUUGCUAUUCGAAAAUAUAUUAUCCAUAAGUACCCUUCUCUGGAGUUGGAGAGAAGGGGCUACCUCCUUAAACAAGCACUGAAAAGAGAAUUAAAUAGAGGUGUCAUCAAACAGGUAAAAGGAAAAGGUGCUUCUGGGAGUUUUAUUGUGGUCCAAAAAUCAAGAAAAACACCUCAGAAAUCCAGAAACAGAAAGAACAGAAACUCUGCAGUGGAUCCAGAACCACAAGUAAAGUUGGAGGAUAUUCUCCCAUUGGCCUUUACUCGCCUUUGUGAACCUAAAGAAGCUUCCUACAGUCUCAUCAGGAAAUACGUGUCUCAGUAUUACCCUAAACUUAGAGUGGACAUCAGGCCUCAGCUGUUGAAGAAUGCUCUGCAGAGAGCAGUAGAGAGAGGCCAGUUAGAACAAAUAACUGGCAAAGGUGCUUCUGGGACAUUCCAGCUGAAGAAAUCAGGGGAGAAACCCCUGCUUGGUGGAAGCCUGAUGGAAUAUGCAAUCUUGUCUGCCAUUGCUGCCAUGAAUGAGCCGAAGACCUGCUCAACCACUGCUCUGAAGAAGUAUGUCCUGGAGAACCACCCAGGGACCAAUUCUAACUAUCAAAUGCAUUUGCUGAAGAAAACACUGCAGAAAUGUGAAAAGAAUGGGUGGAUGGAACAGAUCUCUGGCAAAGGAUUCAGUGGCACCUUCCAGCUCUGUUUUCCUUAUUAUCCCAGCCCGGGAGUUCUAUUUCCAAAGAAAGAGCUUGAUGAUUCACGAGACGAGGAUGAAGAGGAGGAUGACUCCUCAGAAGAAGACUCUGACAAUGAAGAGCCUCCACCUAAGAGGAGGUUGCAGAAGAAAACCCCAGCGAAGGCAUCCAUGAAGGCUGCAUCUGUGAAACAGAGAGUGUCCAAGCCUACACCUAAAGUCCCAGCUGCCCAGCGUGGGAAAGCUAGGCCCCCGCCCAAGAAAGCCCCUCCCAAGGCUAAAACUCCAGCCAAGAAAGCCAGACCCUCACCUUCAGUCAUCAAGAAACCUAGUGGUGGCUCUUCAAAGAAGCCUGCAGCCAGUGUGAGAAAGGAAGUGAAAUUGCCCGGCAAGGGCAAAUCCAACAUGAAGAAAUCUUUCAAAGCAAAAAAGUAAAUUUUAUAGGGAAAAAAAAAGGGGUAUCAUGAUAAAAUUCAGAAUCUUAUUUUCUAAGGUCAGUGUGCAUUUGUUUUAGUUUUGAUGCUUUUAAAAAUUACAUUUUUUUCCUCCCCUAUGAACAUUGUGGGGAGGGAAUAUAAAUAAACCAAUAUAGGCAUUUGUUAGCUUUAGGUGCUGUUCUUGGUGCCUGCCCCUUCCCUCAGUCCUUUUAAUUUCUGCGAUAACUCUGGAUUUUCCUGAACUGUAUAAUCUACACUUGUCAUUUUUUCUCCCUCCACCCCAACCCUCUUUUUAUGGUCAGCUUUGGCUUUUAUUUCCCCCCUUCCAGCUUUAUCUAAACAGUUGCAAAGAUUUUUAUAUUUGUAGAAAGCAUCAUGAAUAGGAUGCUGGUCAGGUGCUGGAAGUAAACAAGAGGCGGUAUAUAGCACUGACAAUUGUAAAGCCUUCUGCCUAGAGACUCCAGUUAUAGCUGUAAUAAUUAAUCUUAUUUAUAAAACCACUCCACUAACUCUCUCUCUCCAAUUAUAUAAAUACAGAGACAUCUUAGCUUUGGAAAUAAGCCGAAAAACGUUAUGAUUUCAUUAGGUUCUGAAGACCUGUGACUCCUUUGGGCCACUUUCAUAUUGGUCAAUUUCCAGGUUUUUUUCACUGGCCCAGGGCAUUGUGUUCCCUCAACCGCAAGCACAAAUUCCCUCCACCACUUGAUUUUUGAAGGAGAAAUAUAGGAAUACAUUUAAUUUGUGAUUUCUGGUGUCACCUGUGUUACCAAAAACCAAAACAUAUAAAAUCUUCUUGAUCAAAUGUUUAAAUAUAUUUUUUAAUAUUUGGAGCAUGACUUGUCAUUUCCAGUUUGCCUUUUUUAUAAGGAAAUGUUGGAGAGUUACAUCAUUGCUAAUGUAGAAAUGUUAAGUGGAAAAACAUACAAUUUGCUAAAAUAAACUAAAUUCCAGAUUCAUCUGUGGGUUUUUUUCCCCUCCUUUCUUUCCACAGCACUUUUGAUAUCAAGCAAGUGGCUUCCUUUUUGAGAUAC
Molecule: messenger RNA, 3534 nt
Organism: Enhydra lutris kenyoni (northern sea otter)
Lineage: Eukaryota; Metazoa; Chordata; Mammalia; Carnivora; Mustelidae
Product: heterochromatin protein 1 binding protein 3
Exons: 13
Coding region: 825-2501 (558 amino acids)
Biological process (GO): heterochromatin organization; nucleosome assembly
Cellular component (GO): chromosome; nucleus; nucleosome
Molecular function (GO): DNA binding; nucleosome binding
Source: RefSeq, a predicted model, not a curated record